CGCAGCCCCGACGGGGCCACGGCAGGCGCGGCUAGAGCGCCGACGGAGCCAUGAGAGAGUACAAAGUGGUGGUGCUGGGCUCGGGCGGCGUGGGCAAGUCCGCGCUCACCGUGCAGUUCGUGACGGGCUCGUUCAUCGAGAAGUACGACCCCACCAUCGAGGACUUCUAUCGUAAGGAGAUUGAGGUGGACUCGUCGCCGUCGGUGCUGGAGAUUCUGGACACCGCGGGCACCGAGCAGUUCGCGUCCAUGCGGGAUCUGUACAUCAAGAACGGCCAGGGCUUCAUCCUCGUUUACAGCCUCGUCAACCAGCAGAGCUUCCAGGACAUCAAGCCCAUGCGGGACCAGAUCAUCCGCGUGAAGCGGUACGAGCGCGUGCCAAUGAUCCUGGUGGGCAACAAGGUGGACCUGGAGGGCGAGCGCGAGGUCUCGUACGGCGAGGGCAAGGCCCUAGCCGAGGAGUGGAGCUGCCCCUUCAUGGAAACGUCGGCCAAAAACAAAGCCUCGGUGGACGAGCUCUUCGCAGAGAUCGUACGGCAGAUGAACUAUGCUGCGCAGCCCAACGGCGACGAGGGCUGCUGCUCGGCCUGCGUGAUCCUCUGAGGCCCCCGCGGCUGCCGCGCGCCGGCCGCGCUCUGCGUACAAAAGCCAAACGCACCCGACUCUCUAAAUGUGAUUUCUCUUCUAGCUUUGAGAUUGGAGACGACUUUGCAUUGGCCGGGGUAUCCGGGGAGCCCGGCUGGCCUCUGCGGCCGGCGUCCCCCUGCCUCUGCCCUGUGUCUGAGGGAGUGCCCCGUCCUGACCAUCCGAGACGCGAUGGAAAAGUGGCUCUUGGCAGCAUGUACGUUUGUCAUUGAUUUUGGUUGACGCAUAUUUCCCCGUUUAAGUAGCCGUAGGGUGCUGCAUUGGCAGCCUUAACACCGGCAAGCAAAAGUUUCAGCCUGGAAAGAGAAUGGGGUGGGGGACGAAGAGGACGGGAAGGUGGAAGGUGGGGGGGGACUUUUUUUUUCUUCAACAACCGUUUUCUGGUUCCAAGUUUUAAAUACAUGGAAGGAAGUCCGGGAGAACUAAAUGAAGGAGCAGGAAGACAGGAGGAAACUUUUGUUCUUCCCUUGUUUUCAGGAGUAGCUGGAAAUUAAGAUCUGGUUCCUUUUCUGCCAGUUUGGAAGGGCAACCCCGUGACUGAUUGCGAUUCCGAGGAUGUCUAUGCAAAGUUGGAUUCUUGUUACAGUGUAUCCAAUCUGAAGUAUGCACAUCUGAACUGGGGACUAUUAACACUGAUGCCAAUACAGUGUGAGGUGCCAGAAAGUGUCUGCUGAUAUUUGUGGAAAAAAAAUCUAUUUUGUUUACCUACUGUAUCAAAGGGGAGUCUGGGGGAGAACGGUAGUAUUUUUUCUUUUUUUUAUCAGCUGUGAAAAAAUGUUACAGAUCUGCACAUUUUUUGUGUGUACUAUUAUUGUGUGUGUGUGUGUGUGUGUGUGUGUGUAUGUAUGUGUGUUUUCUUAAGUUUAGCUUUUUGUUAUUGGUUGGCAGUAACAGGUUUUGAUGACUAGCUCUUUAAAAUACAGUACAAAGACUUUGAAAAUGUGAUUCAGGGCCCCCAGCACCCCUGUGUCUGCAGAGUGCCUUCAAAACUCAGCUGUUCCAGCCGGUGCCAACCUGUGAACUCCCCACCACAUCCUAGAAUCUGUUAUACCCCAGACCACUUCCCAGUUUCCUUUCAGUAAUCUUCCUGAAGGAGCCAGGACAAUAGGUCCUGUUGUUCAGUGAAUUUCUUUAUUAUUCUAGCCUUUAAAAUGUAAUUUCCAUGUCUUGCAAUUUUUUAAUUAAAAAAAUAAUUUUUUUUGCUUCAUUUUUCAAAUGUUCAGGUAUUUAGUUCCCCUUUUAUAUUUUUAGGUUUUUUUGGUUAUCUGUUCUAGGGUGUUUCUCCAGAAGCAAAGAGCAAAAUUUUACUGUUGUGAUGUACCACAAGAAUUCUAAUUGUAAUUUUUAAUUCCAGACAUGCGUUUAAUCAUUGUCUCUUCAUUUUAAGACUUUUAAUACAAACUUCAUUUUUAAAGAAACCCAAACUAUUGUGUUUCUGUGUUUCAUAUUCAGUGAUUCAAUGCAGCAUCAUGCUUGAGGUGGACAGAGGCAGGUACAUGAUGCCACUAAGAAUUGUUUAUCAAAUUUUGAAGACAAGUAUCUCUGACAAGUUAGGUGACAUUAUUCCUAACCUUAAGUAUGGAAAAAAAUCAUCAAGGUGUAGAAAGCCCUGGAGUAUGGCCAUACCAGCAGACUAUGAGAUGGGCAGGAUACUGUCUGUUCUGACAUGGAGCAGUUUACCUCACAGCAGGUAGGGAGGCAAGAAGCCAACUACUACUACUGCCUUUGAUCUGGGAGACUAAACACAACCCAACCGGGUCAGGCAGGGUAGCACUUUUAAUUUUCUUUCUUUUUUUCCUUUUUUUCAUUUACAUCACAGAUCAAGUCAAAAACAUGUUUGGGGAAGAUGAUUUCCAAUUCUUAAGUCAUACCUAAUAGUGUUUUCUGCAGUACAUUUGUAUGAGUUGUAGACAGAACCUCACCCUAUUUGAGGUUUUGAAUUGGUCGUUUGAUUAAAAAAGAGAAAAAAAAGGAAAAACUAAAGACAAACCCCUUGCUCUCAUUAAAUUGCAGUUUGUGGACCAUUUUGACCUCAUGAAAUUUUCCUUCUGACAGUAGGAGGCAGUGUGAGCUUUUUGUUUUCUAUUUACUUUUAAGGGCCACUUUACAAAUAAAAGCUCUGUAGAAUAAAAGAAGAUGUAUGACAUAUCAAGAGCUUGGUUUAGCUUGAGUCUAUGAAGCGUAGAUGAAGUCCCCCGAAGGGUCUUUUGACGUAGGAAUUUACUUUGCUGAGGAAACCAAAAGAAAUUACAGGCCACAGGUUUCUUUCAAGCCGUAUGAACCUCUUGCCUUAAAAUGUGUCCUUAACCCAAGUGACAUAGUCCAGCAUGGAAGAGGAAUAGAGAAAUUUGUCUGUGAUGGUCCUAUGACCAUUUUUUUUUUCACUCCUGAUCUCACUUAAGUUUAGUAUCAAACUCAAUUGGAAGGCGAUACAUAUAUUCUAAAUACAGAAAUUGAGAAGCUACUCAAAAUUUUGCCUUGGCGAGGAUUCAUUCUUGCACUUGAAAUUAGUUGCAUAAGUAGAUCUAAAGUGUUGAAAAUUCUGAAGACAUACAUCAGGUACUAUGUGAAAAACUUUUUUUUAAAAAGGCACUUGGUGGUUUUAUGGUUUUGCUUUGUUUUUAUGGAAGUUGUUGACAUAAAAUGCUGUCAAGUACCUAACUAACUUAAGAAAUGUAUAUCCUCCUGACACGGUAUAUUUGAAAAUGGAAAAAUGGAAAUGAAAUAGGUUGCUGGGUGUAUUAAUCAUCUGCACUCAGGAUUUAGUCACUUACAUGACUAAAUUCUUUAUAGGUCUGAGGUGGCAGGACAGAAGAUUUUAAUAUGCUUUUACUGAGUACUGUAAAAUAAAUGCUUUUUGGAUUCUCAA
Molecule: messenger RNA, 3513 nt
Organism: Manis javanica (Malayan pangolin)
Lineage: Eukaryota; Metazoa; Chordata; Mammalia; Pholidota; Manidae
Gene: RAP2B
Product: RAP2B, member of RAS oncogene family
Biological process (GO): Rap protein signal transduction
Cellular component (GO): membrane
Molecular function (GO): GTPase activity; GTP binding
Source: RefSeq, a predicted model, not a curated record